Molecule: messenger RNA, 1815 nt
Organism: Fusarium musae
Lineage: Eukaryota; Fungi; Ascomycota; Sordariomycetes; Hypocreales; Nectriaceae
Exons: 3
Coding region: 1-1815 (604 amino acids)
Molecular function (GO): flavin adenine dinucleotide binding; monooxygenase activity
Source: RefSeq, a predicted model, not a curated record
AUGAUGAAACAAUUUGUUCCGACUCCGGCGGUUCCAUUGGAAAAUGUCCAUGGACCACUGCCUCAGACCGUUAUUCCCCCAGAUAUUGAUACUGAGGCGAUUCUGUCAUCCGCCAUUGAGACUCUGUCUUGCUUGAAAGAGGAUCAUCUCUGGGAGGAGGCUCUAUGGCGAGAUAUAUUGGCGUUUACUGGCUUUUUCCGCACCUUCCAUACGCCAAAGGCCAUCGCAGCAGCUUGGAAAGAACUCAAAGGACACGCCCAUCCAUCCUCUUUUAAGUAUAAUGGAGAUGCUCAGGUCAAGCAAGUAGAGUCGGCGGGAUGGAUUGAAGGAACCUUUCAGUUCAACGUUGGGGGAAGUCAUCCUGGUAAAGGGUCCGGAAUUAUCCACCUUGUCCCGAUCGAUGGUACGUGGAAGAUCUGGAUCCUCAGUACCAUGCUGGAAUCUGUCGAUGGGCUGGGGAAUCCCGACACAGCUCCUAGCCUGCCCAGUAAUGGCGUCAAUGGUGCAGUAAGCCAGGACAGCAAUGGAAUCCCCCAAGGCGUUUCGGAGACAACCGAAGUGUUGAUCGUUGGUGCGGGGCAGAACGGAAUAUGUGUAGCCGCCAGGCUGAAAAGCCUCGGAGUCAAAGCUGUCUUGAUCGAAUCGGAGGAUGAGGUGGGCGGUAACUGGUCGUCACGGUACGAAUCAGUCACGUUACACACCGGCAAGUACUACGCGCAUCUACCCUUUGAGGCGACCUUUGCUGGCGAUGAGUGGCCCUACUUUCUUCGUGGCGUAGACCUUGCCAAGGGAUAUCGGGAUUAUGUCAAGCGAUAUCACCUUGAUGUCAGGACAUCGACGACAGUUGAAAAAGCCAAUUGGCUUAAAGACUCAGCCUCCUGGCUCAUCGAGACUGUUUGCAAAGGAAAGCGCACGGCCAUCGGAGCCAAGCACAUCGUCUUUGCCAUGGGCGCCGGAGGACAGCAACCCAAGAUGCCGCACAUCCCAAACAGGGAGGCCUUCAAAGGUAUAAGUAUCCAUUCCAAGGAAUACAAGUCGUCGAAGCAGUGGAGAGGCAAGAAGGGUGUCGUGAUCGGAACGGCCAAUACAGCACACGACGUGGCGGUUGAUAUGGUCGAGGCAGGUCUCACCUCAGUCCACAUGGUUCAACGCAACCGUACACCGGUCAUCCCGUGGCCUUGGUUUGGGGAGCCUCACACUCGCAACUACAACCCCAAAUCUAUAACUGCCGAGUCAGACCGCCGCGAGUUUCCCCUCCCAUUGGUAUUCUACCGGAAUUUGACAAUGCUUAUUGUCAAGAAGUUGUCGGCUCAAGAUUCCGAGAAAUUCGACGGACUCGAGCGGGCCGGCUUCAAAGUCGACCGGUUCCCCGACGCUAUAAGUAUCCAGUAUGAGCGUCAAGGUGGACACUACCUUGACAUGGGAGGGUCUCAGAUGAUUAUUGAUGGUAAGAUCAAGGUCAAGUCUGAGCGCAUAUCCAGAUUCGUGCCAGAGGGCCUCGAGUUCCAGGACGGUAGCAUCCUGGAAGCAGACGCCAUUGUAUGGUGUACUGGAUUUGAGAACGACAUGCGCACCAUGAUCUCGGACAUUGUGGGGACCGAGAUAGUCGAGAGAAUCGAGCAUCAUUGGCAUCUGGAUAAGGAGGGUGAAAUCAGGGGUGCAUUCAAACCUGUUGGCCAUCCGAGAAUGUGGUACACCGGAGGUGGUGUUGGUAUUGCACGAUUCUAUUCGCGGUUCCUGGCGCUCCAGAUCAAGGCUGAUCUUGCAGGUGUACCAUUUGAGCCGUACCGAAAGACACCUGAAGCUGCAUCUUAG